GCGGCCGUCCCAGCCAACUCCGGACGCCCCCCGCCCAAUCGAAGCCACGUCAGCUCGGUAACCCAAGCACGGCGCCACCAUCGACGCGCCCCUGGGAGUCAGCCACUCGCCGUGAGACGGAAGGCUGAAUCAGGGCAUCGACCUAUCGGAGCUGUGCUCAGGGCGUUGCCAUGGGAAUCAGGCACGCCUUGUUUGUAACUAACUGCGUCACACUGACAGAAACCAACCAAUGCCCUAAAGCCUUCAACUUCCUCAAAGACGGAGCCAAUGGAUUCUAAGAAGGACGUGCCGGGUGGAAGCAUAUGGUGGGAUGUGACCCGGAAGAAGAUCCAAGGAGGCCUGACAACACCGAAAAGGGUGGGCAUUCGGCAAAGAUCAGGUGUUCGCCGUAUGGGUUGGAAGUUCCGGUUUACCCGAAUUUCUCAUCUCGCGCUGUUCCCGCUAAGGACUAUGGCCUCGGCUUCUGAGGAGACUUUGGACUAGGGUCGCCAGCUGCUAGUAUUUGCGAUUGCGUGAGAACCAACCCGGAGUAGAGCCUGAAACUUGGUCCUUCCGAUGGGGGAAAGACAAAAAGCGAUUCAGUAACGGAACUCCGAUUUCAACCUGACGUCACAGGACAUCACUCAAAGGAUGUGAGGAUGACUUCAAACCUGCUUCUAUUGAUACCUCUUGUGAAGGAAAUCUUGAGGUUGGCAAAGGUGAACAGGUGACAAUAACUCUUCCAAAUAUAGAAGGUUCAACUCCACCAGUCACAGUUUUCAAAGGUUCCAAGAGACCUUACUUAAAAGAAUGCAUUUUGAUUAUUAACCAUGAUACUGGGGAAUGUCGCCUAGAAAAGCUCAGCAGCAACAUCACUGUGAAAAAAACCAGAGUGGAAGGGAGUAGCAAAAUCCAGUACAGACUAGAACAACAGCAACAGCAAAUGUGGAAUCUGCCUAGGACUUCCAACCUUGUACAGCAUUCUCCAUCAGAAGAGAAGAUGUCUCCAACAUCUCUAAUGGAUGAUAUUGAAAGAGAACUGAAAGCAGAAGCUGGUCGUAUGGACCAAAUGAGUAGUUGUGAUAGUUCAUCAGAUUCCGAAAGUUCUUCAUCUUCCAGUAGUGAAGACAGUUCGAGUGAUUCUGAAGAUGAUGACCAACUCUCUCCUUCGGGUCCAAGGAAAUACAGCUCAGAGCACCCUAGCGUGCCUGCUGGGCCACAGUACAGAACUUCAGGGGCGGAUGCUACUUGUCAUCGACUUCAGGACCACAGUACCCUUCUGAUGAGUACUUUACGAAGUGACUUGCAGCUGAGUGAGUCAGAAAGCGACAGUGAAGACUGAAGCAAUAUCAAGCUAUAGAGAAAACAUUUGUGAAAUGUGUAAGAAUCUGUUUUGUAUUGAGAAUAAAUAUUCCUAUGUUUAUGGAAAUUGUGCAACUUUUGCUGAAAAAUAAAGUUGGUUCAGAAUUUUCAACUAUUUGUUGGUAUUCUCAUGUGCUAUCUUCAUUUAGUCAUAACAAAAUGUUAUCACAUUUGGUAGAUGAAAAAACAGAUUCAGACAUUAGGGAACUUAACUUGCCCCAGGAAUUGCUAACAAAUGAGCUGCAGAUCCACUAUUCCAGAGUCUCUGUCCACUGUUCUGUUUUACCACAUUGUUGCCCCAAAUUGUGAAAUGCUAAAAUAAUUGAUUUAUAGUAAGAGUUUAUGAUUUUCAUUGUAGUUGUGCCUUUCCUAUCUGAUAUGCCUUAAAUUAUGACUGAAUAUACUUUAAUUCCUGCCAAUUUACACUUUAUAUAAAAUUGAAGUUAAAUAAUUAUCCUAGUAGAUGUUUUGUUAUCUCUUAUAA
Messenger RNA from Mus caroli (Ryukyu mouse), 1825 nucleotides. Lineage: Eukaryota; Metazoa; Chordata; Mammalia; Rodentia; Muridae. The record is from RefSeq and is a predicted model, not a curated record.